UUGGUCGUUAUAGUGAAGCAAACAGUUUUUCUAAUUCUCUCUCUAUCUCUUUGUGUCGUUCUUUUCUUGUUCUCUACACAUUUACAGAGUUUUCAUGGCGACAAAGCUAUCUACAUUCUUUUUCGGUGCUGACUGCCAUGGACUGAAUGGCAACAAGUUUAAUACACGGCUGGCAGUUCGUUAUCCUCGCUUGCUGCCAAUCUACUGCAAGAUGCGACCAAGGAAUUUGAGUUCCCAAAGUUCCCAACAUAAGAGGCAACAGGAAAAGAAGUUUUCUCCUGAACGCACACCAAUGGAUGGGGAAAUUCAGUCAAAUGAUGAUGAAAGCAGUGAAAUUCAAAUUUCUACUGAAAAUAGAAUCUCAAAUACAGAUCAGGGAACCACAUCUCAUGCUGAUGAUGACACUACUAUCACUGUCAAGAAUAUUGACUUGGUAGAUUUUAACAGCUCAAGUCUUCUGGCUGAGAAUUCUUUGAUGGAUAAGGCUAAUCAUGGGGAACAACUUUUAAAAGUUCAACUUGAGGAUUUGAUUGGCAUGAUAAGGAAUUCUGAAAGGAAUAUCUUGCUUCUUAAUCAAGCUCGGGUUCGUGCGCUUCAAGAUCUUGACAAGGUUCUUGGUGAAAAGGAGGCUUUACAAGGAGAAAUGAACAUCUUGCAAAUGAGGUUAGCAGAAACUGAUGCCCGGAUUAAAGUUGCAACCCAAGAAAAGAUACAUGUAGAAAUCUUGGAAGGUCAAUUAGAGAAGCUUAAAAAGGAACUCUCUGAAAGGGUUGGCACUGAAGGGAGUGCAACUAGUGCAUAUAACAAUGAGAAUGACAUUUUAAAUGACAGAACCCUUCAAUCACAUGUUAAUCAAUUUAGUUCCCUCAGUGAGGAGCUUAGUUCCCUUAGAAUGGAGAAUGUGUCCUUGAAAAAUGAUAUAUCACUACUUAAGGCAGAACUCUCUAAUGUCGAGGAAACAGAUGAACGUGUAUUAACACUGGAGAAAGAACGCUCAUCUUUGCUGGCUAACUUGAAAGAGUUGGAGUCUAGAGUAGCAAUUGCUCAGGAUGAUGUUUCAAAACUUUCCAUGCUGAAAUCUGAAUGUAAGGACUUAUGGGAGAAGAUAGGAAUUUUGCAAGGAUUGCUUAAGAAGGCAACCAAGCAAGCAGAUCAAGCUAUUUCAGUGUUACAGGAAAAUCAUGACCUCAGAAUGAAGGUUGACAGGUUGGAAGAAACACUGGGAGAAGUGGAUGCAUAUAGGCUAUCAUCAGAAAGGCUAGUGCAAUACAACGAUCUAAUGCAACAGAAAAUUAGAAUUUUGGAAGAGCGUCUUCAAAGAUCUGACCAAGAAAUACAUUCUCAUGUUCAGCUGUAUCAGGAAUCUAUGAAAGAAUUCCAAGAUAUACUUAAUAGUCUUAUAGAAGAAAGCAAGGAAAGGGCAUCAAAUGAACCUGUGGAUGAUAUGCCUUGGGAGUUCUGGAGUCACUUAUUACUUAUUGUAGAUGGUUGUUUGCUUGAGAAGAAAAUAUCAUCAAAGGAUGCAAAGCUUUUGAGAGAAAUGGCAUGGAAGAGAGAUGGACGUAUUCGUGAUGCAUACUUAGCUUGCAAGGACAAAAAUGAGGGUGAAGUUGUGAAAGCAUUUCUCGGACUUAUUACAUCACCAAAACAUCCAGGAUUUCAUAUCAUCCAUAUUGCAGCAGAGAUGGCACCAGUGGCAAAGGUUGGUGGCUUGGGGGAUGUUGUGACUGGUCUAAGUAAAGCACUACAGAAGAAAGGACACCUUGUGGAGAUUGUAUUGCCCAAAUAUGAUUGCAUGCAAUAUGAGCGUAUUGGUGAUUUAAGGGUGCUGGAUGUGAUAGUGGAAUCAUAUUUUGAUGGCCAACUAUUUAAAAAUAAAGUCUGGGUUGGAACAAUUGAAGGCCUUCCUGUCUAUUUUAUUGAACCUCAUCAUCCAGAUAAAUUUUUCUGGAGAGGACAAUUUUAUGGGGAACGUGAUGAUUUCAAGCGUUUCUCAUUUUUUAGCCGUGCAGCACUUGAGUUGAUUCUCCAAGCGGACAAGAAACCAGAUAUCAUCCAUUGCCAUGACUGGCAGACAGCUUUUAUUGCACCACUCUAUUGGGAUCUAUAUGUACACAAAGGCCUUAAUUCAGCUCGAAUAUGCUUCACAUGCCACAAUUUUGAGUAUCAAGGGACUGCACAUGCUUCAGACUUGGCAUCCUGUGGCCUUGAUGUUCAUUUAAAUAGACCAGAUAGGAUGCAAGAUAACUCAGCUCAUGACAAAGUUAAUCCUGUUAAGGGUGCAGUUGUAUUCUCAAACAUUGUGACAACAGUGUCACCCACAUAUGCUCAAGAAGUGCGGACAGCAGAGGGAGGAAAGGGUCUCCAUACAACGCUAAGUUCUCACUCCAGAAAGUUUGUUGGAAUUCUUAAUGGGAUUGAUACCGAUGCUUGGAAUCCAGCAACUGAUGCUUUUAUCAAAGUCCAGUAUAAUGCCGAUGAUCUUCAAGGGAAAGUAGAAAAUAAAGAAGCUAUAAGGAAGCACCUGGGACUCUCUAGUGAAAACUCCAGGCAGCCAUUGGUUGGUUGCAUAACAAGAUUGGUUCCACAGAAGGGUGUCCAUCUUAUUAGACAUGCAAUAUAUCGGACACUGGAGCUAGGAGGGCAGUUCAUACUUCUCGGUUCCAGCCCUGUAUCACAUAUUCAAAGUGAAUUUGAGGGAAUAGCAAACCAUUUCCAGAGCCACCCUCACAUUCGGUUGAUAUUGAAGUAUGAUGAAGCACUCUCACAUUCCAUUUAUGCGGCAUCUGAUAUGUUCAUUAUCCCAUCAAUCUUUGAGCCAUGUGGCCUUACACAGAUGAUAGCAAUGAGAUAUGGUUCUGUACCUAUUGUAAGAAAGACUGGUGGAUUAAAUGACAGUGUUUUUGAUAUUGAUGAUGAUACCAUUCCACUUCAAUUUCGCAAUGGAUUUACAUUUUUGACCCCCGAUGAACAGGGAGUAAACAGUGCCUUGGAGCGUGCAUUUAACCACUACACCAAUAACAGUGAGAAUUGGCAGCAGCUUGUUGAAAAAGACAUGGCAAUAGAUUUUAGUUGGGAUUCUUCAGCAUCGCAAUAUGAAGAGCUUUAUGCGAAGUCUGUGGCUAGAGCAAGGACAGCUGCAAAUAGGACUUGAUUCUCAUCUGGAAUUUGUUAGUUUGCUUUAUUGCAUUAGCAUUCCGGUUAAGGUCAUCUAAUUUUUUCCAAAAUCCACUCCUUGCCCAAGUGAUUAAUCUGGAUUUGGUUGAUUUUUGCUACAAAGAAAGCCCAGAGAUUGGUUGUACAUUUCUUACAUGAGGUCAAACCAUUCUUUAUUGCAUUAGCGUUGAAGCAAUUUCCUGGUACCUCAACACAUAUAGCAUUUGAUCCAAAUGUGAACUUGUAAAAUACAUAUAAACUCUUCAUCAAUACUCAGAUACGAAUGAAAAUUGUCAAUAAAAUACUUGAUUAAAUUUUCA
This is a messenger RNA of Nelumbo nucifera (sacred lotus), 3476 nucleotides long. RefSeq names its product putative starch synthase 4, chloroplastic/amyloplastic. Lineage: Eukaryota; Viridiplantae; Streptophyta; Magnoliopsida; Proteales; Nelumbonaceae. The record is from RefSeq and is a predicted model, not a curated record. Gene Ontology annotation, molecular function: alpha-1,4-glucan glucosyltransferase (UDP-glucose donor) activity.